Soboliphyme baturini is the source of this 1302-nucleotide messenger RNA. The record is from the annotation of a GenBank genome assembly. Lineage: Eukaryota; Metazoa; Nematoda; Enoplea; Dioctophymatida; Soboliphymatidae.
AUGGAGCCUUUUCUGACGUGCUAUAAUGGCAUCGUGCUGUUGGACUCCUCCGUUCAGCACGGCUAUAAAUUUCAGGUUCGCGACAGCGUUUCAAGGCUCGGUGAUUACGUCAUCACGUGUAAUUGGCAGGGCAGUCCAAUGCACUGCGCAAUCAAUCGUAUUGUGCUGGAACCGAAAUCAGUCUACGAGAAGACGGUGUACAGAAUUGCGAAGGAGCAAUUCCCGUCUGUACCGGCGUUGAUCAGGUUCUACGUCGGCAGCAAGACGCCGCUUACCCCCGAAUCCUCUGUGGAUUUAUACCACUGUGGUUCUGCAGCAGGCAGGUUGAAGGCUCCACCAAAGCCGUUUAGGGUCGCUGUACUUCACAACAAAAACAAAUCGCCUGUCGUCGGUAGGAACAAGUCUGGUCAGUUUAAAGAAAUUUCUGGAAGCACCGAUCAUGAUGAUUAUCACGAAUAUUGUGAUAUUGAUUAUGAGGAAGCUCUGGAAGAUGUUCACUCAACUAAAUUUGGGGUAACUCCUCCUCCGUUACCGUUAAGAAACGAGCUUCAACGGGACAGUGCUUGCGUUCCCGACAUAACAAUAUAUGAUCAGCCAAAUCCCGAGUGCAGGCCAUGCGUGUUUCACGAAGUGCCAUCGCAACUGCAGUUGAAUGAAUAUCAAUCUGAGUUGUUCGAUGCUGACUCAAAACCGCUUGAUUCAAGACUGUGGCCUCAAGUCGAAACUGCACUUCUGACAGUGGAUUUUUCACAGCUCGCCUGCCAGUUGACUAAGCAGGAUUUUCAGUUGUUGCAGACCGACUCCAUGAUUAUGGCUCAGUCAUUAUGGAAUCGUCUCCGAACAACGUAUACAUCCCUAGCUGUAAACUAUGAAACACAACUUCGAAGAAUAUUCCGCGGUGAGGCAGGCGUCGGCCUCCCUUGUCACACGAUUUCCCUUCCAGAUCUACUUCCCCUCGCGAAGCUGCUCGAAGUGAAUAACGUCAAGUGCGGAGCACUUUGGGAUGCAGACGAUAUGGACAUUACAUAUGGCAUAGAAAAAUUCUGGUCCCUCUUAGAACAGUCCAGAUUUUGGUGCAAACUUUUGAAAAAGUGGGAAAACAACUGCGAUCUUAUGCUGCGGUGCGGCAUCGAGAAGUUACAGCCAAUCGUAUCAGAAAUGUGCCGAACGGAAUUUCAGUUGAAGCUUCUCUGGGGUAGCAAAGGUGCUGCGGUGAACUCUGAAGAACGGUACUUAAAAUUCGACCAGUUACUGGAUUUAAUGGCUGAACGUUGUGAAAUGCAAUUUGCUACAUUUAGUUAG